AUACCACACGCAGCAAACCACCCGUCACGGCGCAGCACCGGCACGCACGUUGGUCAUCCACGAGCUAGCACCUGGUCUACCAAAAGCUCGACCGAAAUGCCGCCUCCUCGCCGCGGGGCCGCCGCCCUCCUCGUCCUCGCGGCCGUCAUCCUCCUCGCCGCGGGCGGAGCCGACGCAGCGCGGGGCCACCGGAAGGCCGGCGGCGGCAUCAGCCAGCAGGCGUGGCGGUUCCUGGCGUCCCACAACGCGGCGCGCCGCGCGGUGGGCGUGCGCGCGCUGGCGUGGGACGGCGGGCUGGAGCGGUACGCGCGCGACUACGCGAGGGCGCGCGCGCGCGCCGGGUGCGCGCUCGUGCACUCGCACGGGCGGUACGGGGAGAACCUGUUCCGCGGCAGCGGCGCCGGCGGCGGGGGCGGGUGGACGCCCGAGGCCGUGGUGGAGGCGUGGGUGGUGAAGGAGCGGGCCAUGUACGACGCCCGGUACAACGCCUGCCGCGGCGCCCGGGGCGCGUGCGGGCACUACACGCAGAUCGUGUGGCGGAAGACCACCAGGGUCGGCUGCGCCACGGCGAUCUGCGCCGGUGGCCGCGGCACCUUCGCGGUCUGCGCGUACGACCCGCCCGGCAACUACGCCGGCGUCAGGCCGUACUAGGCGAGGGCCGUGGAGGGACACCGGACACGUUCGUGAGGGAGACGGUGGCGCGCACGCCGCUGUGCGUGCGUGCAUGACCGGAGUGACGGCGGGGCUUGUGUGAGUUGAAUUUGUUUACGUGGAUCGUAUGGUUGGUUCCAGUGAUUUGUAUGCUGUUUGAUUCGUUAUUCGUUAAUUUGCUUGGUGAAAUGGAGGAAAUAAGCUGAUUUUUCAUUCUGUUACUA
Molecule: messenger RNA, 875 nt
Organism: Triticum urartu
Lineage: Eukaryota; Viridiplantae; Streptophyta; Magnoliopsida; Poales; Poaceae
Source: RefSeq, a predicted model, not a curated record